Molecule: messenger RNA, 3585 nt
Organism: Capsicum annuum
Lineage: Eukaryota; Viridiplantae; Streptophyta; Magnoliopsida; Solanales; Solanaceae
Product: oligopeptide transporter 7
Exons: 6
Coding region: 132-2348 (738 amino acids)
Biological process (GO): transmembrane transport
Molecular function (GO): oligopeptide transmembrane transporter activity
Source: RefSeq, a predicted model, not a curated record
GGGAAGUCAAACCCGACAAUAUAUUACAUUGCUAGAUUCGUCAUCCCACUUUAUUAAUUCAAUGUAACUCAGGAUAUUAACACCUAAUUUGGAGAAGAAAAACAGAAAGGGUCCAAACUCCAAAGUCAGCGAUGAAUGGUACUAACUCAGAAAUCUCAGCUCCUCUGAUUCAGAGAGACGAACAACUAAAUCAUGAGGAUAACUCUCCGGUCGAGCAAGUGGCACUCACAGUUCCCAUCACAGACGAUCCCACUUCUCCGGUGGUCACUUUCCGCAUGUGGUUUCUCGGCACUAUCGCUUGUCUCCUUCUCUCAUUCCUCAACCAGUUCUUCUGGUACCGCCGUGAGCCCCUCACCAUCACCUCCAUCUCCGCCCAAAUUGCGGUGGUUCCGUUAGGUCACCUAAUGGCCAAGGGCAUUACGGACAGAGUUUUCUUCAAAGGAAGCAAGUGGGAGUUUACGUUGAAUCCAGGACCAUUCAACGUGAAAGAGCACGUGCUCAUCACGAUAUUUGCCAACUGUGGCGCUGGGAACCCUUACGCGAUUCUUCUGGUUAGUGCAGUGAAGUUGUUCUAUAAGAAGAAGUUGAGUUUUUGGGUGGCGUUGGUUGUUGUUAUUACUACGCAAGUGUUGGGGUUUGGUUGGGCUGGGAUGUUCCGGCCGUAUUUGGUGGAGCCGGCAGCCAUGUGGUGGCCUCAAAAUCUUGUUCAAGUAUCUCUAUUCAGGGCCCUUCAUGACAAAGAAGAGAGAGCCAAGAAUGGGUUGACAAGAAACCAAUUUUUCCUCAUUGCCUUUAUCUGCAGCUUUGCUUACUAUGUCUUUCCAGGUUAUCUUUUUCCAAUGCUAAGUUCCCUUUCUUGGCUGUGUUGGUUGUUUCCUUCCUCUGUCUUAGUCCAACAGUUGGGUUCAGGGCUUCAUGGCCUUGGAAUAGGCGCCAUUGGGCUCGAUUGGUCCAGUAUAUCCUCCUAUCUUGGAAGCCCAUUAGCUAGCCCAUGGUUUGCUACUGCAAACAUUGCUGUUGGUUAUUUUCUGAUUAUGUAUGUUGUUACACCUCUCAUGUACUGGUGCAAUGUUUACAAGGCCAAGAACUUUCCGAUAUUCUCGGAUGGCUUGUUUAAAGAAAAUGGCCCAGAGUACAACAUUUCAGCUAUCAUGGAUCCUAAUUUUCACAUUGAUUUAGAGAAGUAUGACCACGAGGGUCGUCUUUAUCUCAGCAUUUUCCUUUUACUGACUUAUGGAUUCAGCUUUGCCUGCCUCACUGCCACGGUUGUUCAUGUCCUCCUCUUUCAUGGCCGGGAUCUAUGGCAUCUCAGCAAGUCUGCUUUACAGGAGAAGAAAAUGGACGUGCACGCGAAGCUCAUGAGUAAAUACAAGCAAGUUCCUGAAUGGUGGUUCACGAUUAUUCUAUUAACAAAUAUUGCAGCAACUGUAUUUGUAUGUGAAUAUUACAAAAAUCAGCUUCAGUUACCAUGGUGGGGUGUUCUGUUAGCGUGCGGCCUUGCCUUCUUUUUCACCCUCCCGAUUGGAAUCAUUACUGCUACCACAAACCAAACACCUGGUUUGAAUAUUAUCACGGAGUAUAUAAUGGGAUACUUGUAUCCAGGAUAUCCAGUUGCUAAUAUGUGCUUCAAAGUAUAUGGCUACAUCAGCAUGAAGCAAGGUUUAAUCUUCCUGCAAGAUUUAAAACUGGGACACUAUAUGAAGAUCCCUCCUAGGGCAAUGUUCAUGGCUCAGAUUGUUGGAACCUUAAUAUCAGCAUUUGCACAUCUGGGAACAGCAUGGUGGCUAAUGGACGCCAUCCCAAAUAUUUGUGAUCGGGCACUGCUUCCUCAAGACAGUCCAUGGACAUGCCCAGCUGAUCAUGUAUUCUAUGAUGCCUCAGUCAUCUGGGGUCUGAUCGGGUCACAGAGGAUUUUUGGAAAUCUUGGCUAUUACGCCGCUACAAAUUGUUUUUUUCUAAUUGGAGCUGUAGCUCCUGUAUUUGUUUGGCUAUUACAGAAAGCUUUCCCGCAAAAACAAUGGAUUAGAUUGAUUUCGGUGCCUGUAUUAUUAGCCGGAAUAAUUAAAAUGCCACCUGCUACUGCUGUCAACUACAACAGUUGGAUCAUUAUUGCAUUUUUAUCAGGAUUUGUUGUAUAUAGAUACUACAAGAGUUGGUGGAGUCGUCACAAUUAUGUUUUAUCUGGGUCAUUAGAUGCCGGAUUAGCAUUCAUGGGUGUAUUGUUGUACUUGUGCUUGGGACAGGAACAUGUUAGCCUUCAGUGGUGGGGAAGUCAUACAGAUACAUGUCCUUUGGCUUCUUGUCCAACUGCGAAAGGGAUUAUGGUUGACGGGUGUCCUAUCUUUUAAAGGGAUUUGCCGUAUCUCCAAUAACAACUGCAGGAACAUGUGGUGAUUGCCAUAGUUCCUCCCUCUACAUAGUCCGUCUGGUUAUGUCUGUCCCCAUUGUUACAAGGCUUUUCUUUGUGAUCAUGGCUCUUGCUUUUGUUGAUGGGUCUCUACCGACGUGUCAUUAGCAGCAAGAAUAAGAGGACCCUAUGUCAAGUUUUAUGAUGAGUACAAGAUGUCACAAACUUUGGCAAGAAAACCACGACUCAAGAAAAUGCUCUGUAAAAAUAAAACUUGGAUUGUGUGUCCACUGUUCCGCCAGCUCCUGUGAUGAAGGAAAACUGUGAAAAUUGCUUCUAGGACAACAAUCAAUAUUGUAAAUUUCUUCGUACUCAUAAUAUUUUCAUCCAACUUUUAGGACAACAAUCAAUAUUGUAAAUUUCUUCAUUUAAUUAUAUUUUCAUCGUUGGAUAAAUCUCCUUAUAGAUAUAGAGGAUAUCCACUCUAUUGUACUUGCCAAUUUGCCUCAGUAUUUAUAGAUAUAGAGGAUAUCCUUUGAUUUUUAGAUACAAUAAUUGAAUCAAAGUUAGCACAGACACCAUCAUAAUAAACUCAACAACAAAAAAAAGAAACUGAUCUAUAGUAUUUCCUUUCAUUCUGUUAAGGAGUUUCUGACCUUCUGCUGUAUGUUGUUUUCAUCAAUCAUUUUUUCAUCACUUUCUUUACGGAAUUUUAUCAAGAACUUCCCCAGAACCAUCAAAUCGUUGCUGAAAAAGGAGGUCUCCUCUGAAGCCACACUUUUCUGCCCCAAAAGAAGUGAUUCAUUGGACUAGUUUCUACUAAAAGUGAAAGAUAGCAGCUAGCAUUUCACCAUAAGAUGAGAUCUCCAUGUGAUACACAAGUUUGAAGUCGUCAUCAGGGAUUUGUUACUGGUGAUGACUCCCGGUCAAACUAUGAGGUGGAUCAUUGCUAUUCUUUAUUGGUCAGAAUUACACGGUGAACAUUCACAGUGCAGGUUUCCAGCAGCCCGUACUUCCAUUUUUAGUAGAGUAUUUUUUAGACAAGAUGAUAUUCUAUGUAGUAUUCCGCUUUGGAGAAGUUAACAAGUACUUCCAAGUGUUCUGAGUGUCUAGUUUAGUCGAACUGCUAUUUGAGCAGCACUACGUUGCUUACUAGUUGGUGCUCGUCUAUUGUUGGUUGAACCAAAAGCUCUAACAGGGAAGAAACUUUUGGAUUCUAAUUGAAGGACACUUGAACU